Molecule: messenger RNA, 2747 nt
Organism: Colletotrichum phormii
Lineage: Eukaryota; Fungi; Ascomycota; Sordariomycetes; Glomerellales; Glomerellaceae
Exons: 1
Coding region: 213-2639 (808 amino acids)
Source: RefSeq, a predicted model, not a curated record
UGGGCACAGUAUGGGAGGCUUGGUUAUUGCAAAGGUAAGCACGCGGCUUUGAAAUCAAGUGGUGCAGAGCGACGAAGCUUACAAACAUCAAGGCUAUCACACUCGCAGCAGAAACGUAUAGGGAAAUCUUCCCAAGGCUGUUUGAGUGUAUCGCUGGAUGCGCCUUCUUCGGAACGCCCUUUGGCGGUGCCCAAGUCGCCGCUGUCGCCUCCAUGUUGGGUGAUGUAGGCGAACACCUCGGGUAUACCAAGUCGUCGGCGUUGGUGAAAAUGAUGACACCCGGAGACGAGAGUCUGAACGAGCUCCGAGGCGACUUCCUGCGGUUGGCUCUCAAACUAAGCCCAGCCGUCCAGCUCUUCUGCUUCUACGAGAAUCACCCAACCGACUUUACCCAAACAAAGUUGGGCCCGACCAUGUCGAAAAUCGCAAAGGCAGUUGUUCCCAAGAAGCUGCAAGACUUCGUCUCAAGAGAAUCGGCGACAUUACCUGGAAUCGAGGAGAUGGGUCUAGCGGCCAACCAUCGAGAUCUUGUCAAAUUCAGCGACUUCAAGGAUUCCCGGUAUCAGCUUGUCAGGGAGCCCCUGAAGAGACUCAUUCACGGCGCCAAUCUUGUGGCCAAGAACCGACUAAACUCGACUCGUGGCAUCGAGCCAGAGGUUGUCAACAAGGUCAUGGAGUUGCUGAACGGCGGUCAAGUUUCAAAGAAGCGCAAGAUGCUUUCGCCCCAGUUCCCACCAUCAAUCUGGAUUCCCAAGGCCGAGUCGUACCUGGAGUGGUUGAAAGAGGACCAUGAUUCAGGGAGCGCGACGCAGAAGCACAGAGGACAGGCGCUGUACGUCCGCGGUCCCGAGGGAAGGGGAAAGACACGAGCGACUAUGGCGGCCCUCCAGGACAUCGACAACAUCAUACAAGCCGACGAAAAGGUGAGCCACGGGCGAGGACCCGCCCUCGUUGCCUACUUCUUCUGCGACCCCUCUUCAGACUUUUUGACUGCCGAAGACUUGCUCAAGUCGUUGGUGCGGCAGCUCAUCGGCCAACAAGCCACCUUGUCUGUGUAUGCGAAGCACUUUGUGAAGAAGGAAGAUUCGUCAAAGACGUCGGCGAACCUCACGGUGGAGAACCUGUGGCAGACUCUUCAGGAUAUCCUUACGGACGAAUUUAUUGGCCGCAGAGUGUACUUCGUCAUCAACAACCUGCAUGUUCUGCCUGAAGAUGCCGAGUCAACUGUCAAGUUGAUGCGGUUUCUCAACGCCGAGCUGCAAGAACUCAAGGCCGAGGAUGACAAGCGAGUACCUACCAGAUGGUUCCUCACAAGCAGAGAGGUCCACCAUGUGGAAGACUCGUUAAAGGUGGACGGAAUCCAGCUCAUCGAUCUCGAGGACGACAAGUACUGCGACCAGGUUCAGCGGGAGCUGCGCAAGGCGGCACAGGAAAAGGUUCAGGAACUCGGCAGCUCGAAGAAGUAUAACAAGGCGCUCACAUACUAUGCGAGCAGUCUGAUUGGGAAGAGGGCAUCCAACAGUCAAUGGAUCAAGCUUUCCUGCAUGCAGCUCGCGGAGCUUCCUGACGCAGAAAGUGACCUCAAGAUUAGACACAUGCUUGAGGGUAUGCCCCAGGAACUCAAAGCUCUCCUAAACGCUGCGUGGGCGCAGAUUUUCCACUCGAACGAAAAGGAGACCGACAAGAUCAAGGAGCUGCUGCGAACACUCGUCUUGACAUUUGAAGAGCCCACUGAGAAUGAGCUCGUUGUCUUGGCAGGGUUCCCUGCCACGGAGGCGGGAAAAUCUGAGCUCCAAGACCUGGUGAAGAAGUGCAGGCCGUUGUUGACGGUGAAGAGGAGCGGCAAGUCUGAAAACACCAUCGGUUUCAUGGACAGAGUCGUCAAGGAGCAUCUUCUCGAAAAGGAGACGUCCAGGAAGACUCUGGGCAUGUCGAACGACGAAAGCAAAUGGCAGCAGGGCAUCAUUGCGCUCCGGUGCUUGGCGCACAUCAAGGAUGCGUUUGACUUCCCCGAGGAAGAGAAGCCUGUAAUGGAGGCUCAGGAAGGGAACGAAGAGGCAGAGACACAGUCUGCCAAGGACGAGGACGAGGAGAGUGAAGGAUCCGAAGCGGAUGGCCAGGAAAGCGUCGCCGCUGAUUCUGAUCAAGAGGAAUCGGACAGCGACACAGACUGGGACGACGACGAAUCCACCUACGGCUACCAGCAAGACGACGACGAGGCCGAAGAGGCGAGAAUACUGGCCGAGAAGGUGCUGCCUUAUCCCGUCAAGCACUGGCUGCACCACGCCAGCAGGGCCACGUUGGAGAUUGCGGAGGAUCUCAGCGAGGAUGACUUUUGGAAGACAGAUUCUUUGAUCCGAUACCGGUGGCUCGUCGUCUACAUGUCCAUGACGAAAGUGCUCGAUGGGUUCGAACCCAAGGAGUUGACUGCUUUGCAUAUCGCAGCUGCUGUCGGAUUCAAGCAGCUUGUCUCCGCGCUUAUUCAGAAUGGUCAUGAGGACGAGAUCAACAAGAGAGAUAGUCUUGUCAAUACUCCUGUAAGGCGAAAUUCCUUCCUAAUCUUGAGCCAUCGCCAGGUCGCAUUUGUUGGCUUGUUACUAACGUCCCUGGCAGCUUCAUUUCGCCGCCUAUAUCGGUAGACCAAACAUCGUGGACGAACUUCUCAAGAGAGGUGCCAGUAUCGACGAUGGUAUCGACAUUGGCGAACAGACCCCGCUACACAUGGCGGCAUUUGCUGGCCAUGUCAA